Myripristis murdjan (pinecone soldierfish) is the source of this 3485-nucleotide messenger RNA. RefSeq names its product NOP14 nucleolar protein homolog (yeast) (gene nop14). The record is from RefSeq and is a predicted model, not a curated record. Gene Ontology annotation, cellular component: small-subunit processome; nucleolus; Noc4p-Nop14p complex. Lineage: Eukaryota; Metazoa; Chordata; Actinopteri; Holocentriformes; Holocentridae. The coding region runs from base 168 to 2774 and encodes 868 amino acids. The transcript is spliced from 19 exons. Gene Ontology annotation, biological process: maturation of SSU-rRNA.
CGCGGCUCCCUGUGUCAACUUUGACCCCAAACUCACUGCACGCUGGAUUCUCUCAGUGAAUAAACGUGGACAGUAAAAGAAAUACAUUUACUGUAUGUUAAAGGUAGUUUUGGCACGGCGGUUCAAUUCCAUGGUUUCCUCUGUCUGGACGUAAGUUACGUAAGAUCAUGGGCAAGGCACCGAAAAAGAAGAGCCUUGCUGACAAGGUUCGCAAGACCAAGACCUCUGCUGAGAUCAAGAACAACCCCUUUGAGGUCAAGAUCAACAGGAAGAAGUUUGAUGUCUUGGGGAGGAAGUCCAAGCAUGAUGUGGGUCUGCCGGGUGUGUCUCGAUCCAAAGCCAACAACAAGAGAAAGGAUACCCUUCUGAAGGAGUACAAACAGAAAUCCAAGUCUAACAAGUUCAUCGACCGACGCUUUGGAGAGUACGAUCCCAAGAUGGCACCAGAGGACAAAAUCCUGCAGAGGUUUGCUUUGGAGAGACAGCGUGUACAUGAAAAGAAAGACAUGUACAACCUCAAUGAAGACGAGGAGCUAACUCAUUACGGCCAGUCGUUGGCUGAAAUCGAGAAAUUCCACGACGUCGUGGACAGCGAUGAUGAGCCCGAAGAGAAAGGCCUUUUGUCAGCUGAGCUGACUGCCUCCCACUUUGGAGGAGGUGGGGGCCUCCUGAGAAAGAAAACGUCAGGGGAGCAGGAGGAGGAGAGCCAGAAGGCCAAAUCCAGACAGGAGCUCAUUGAGGAGCUCAUCCAGAAGUCCAAAAAGGAGAAGCGAGAACGGCAAGUGCAGAAGGAGGAGGCGCAAGAGCUGACAGAGAAGCUCGACCAGGAAUGGAAGAGCAUCCAGGCCCUGAUGGCACAUAAGGCGCCCAAAGCCGACCACGCUGACAAGCAGGAGCAGAAACCCAAGUUGGAUGAAUACGACAUGAUGGUGAGGGAGCUGGGCUUUGAGAUGAAGGCGCAGCCCUCGGAGAAGUUGAAAACCCCAGAGGAGUUGGCCCGGGAAGAGACAGAGAGGCUGCAGAAACUGGAGGCUGACCGUCUGAGGAGGAUGAUGGGAGAAGUGGCAGAGGACGGCGCGCCGAGUCACAGCCACAUGUCUGCUGAUGACCUCAAUGACGGCUUCAUCCUGGAUAAGGAGGACAAAAAGACCCUGGCUUAUGAGGAUGGAAAAUGGAACAUGGAUGAAGGGUCGGAUGAUAAUGAAGAUGAAGAUGAGGAUGAUGAAGAGGGAGAAAGUGGUGAAGAGGAGGAGGAUAAGGAAGAGGAAGAGGAGGGGGAAGAAGAGGAGGAAGAGGAGGAGGAAGAGGGCAGCAGUGAGGAAGAGGAUGGUCACUCGGACCUGGACUCUGAGCAAGAGAGCGAGGAAGAGGAAAAAGAAGAGCAGGAGAAACAAAGUGGCACCAAACCAAAGAAGAGUCUGACCAAAGAGGAGAUGAAGGCCCAGCAGGAGGCAGCUAAAGCAGAGCUACCAUACACAUUUAGAGCCCCAGAGACCUACAGUGACCUGAAGGAUCUGCUCCAUGGCCACUCCCCCGACAACCAGCGCCUCAUAGUGGCCAGGACUCAGAAGUGCAACCACCCCAGUUUGGCUGUGGGCAACAAGCUCAAACUGCAGAAACUCUUUGGCUUCCUGUUGGAGUACGUUGGAGAACUGGCCAGCAGGAGUCCACCUGAACUCACCACCAUAGAUAAGCUCAUACCGGAGCUAUACGCCCUGUGCCAGAUGUUCCCGGACGCAGCCUGUAAAAACAUACAAAGCAUUCUGGGAGACAGUGCUCAUAGCAUGGAGGAGGUGCUGGAGGUCAAAGGGCGCACUGCUUUCCCCUCACUCGACAUGCUUAUCUACCUGAAGGUAACAGCCUUGCUGUUCCCUGCCUCCGACUUUAGACACCCAGUAACUACUCCAGCCCUGCUUUACAUCAGCCAGGCUCUUACCAAGUGCCCAGUGACAUCAUUGCAGGAUGUGACAUCAGGCUUGGUGCUGUGCUGCCUGGCACUGGAGUACGUCUCUCUCUCGAAGCGCUUCCUGCCGGAGCUCAUCAACUUCCUGUCCGGAACGCUACAUCUGGCUGUGCCGGACAAGACUGCUAUAGGUUACUCUGUGGUGUUGCCCUUUAGGCCAUCAGGGAAAUACAGUGACCUGCUGGUGUUGUCAGACCCAGAGUCCUGCAAGAGCUGGAGCAAGAAGACCCUGUCGCUGUCGGCUACCCAAAACCUGGAGCUCAGAAAUGACCUGCACACAGACCACCACAGGCUGAUGUGUCUGUCUACGUGCCUGGACCUGGUGAAGCGCUGCUGCCUGCUCUAUAAAGAGCUCACCUCCUUUACACACAUCUUCCAGCCAAUUGGAACGCUGCUUUCAAAGCAUCUUCCUGUCCAAACCUACCCGGCGCUUUUGCAGGAGCUUCACAGUGAGAUCCUGGCAGCCAUCAGCAGCGCUCCUGUGACUCGCACUCCAUUGGUUUUUGAAAAGAAGAAGCCUAUUCCUCUGAAACUGCUCACCCCUAAGAUUGUUGAAGUGCUGGACUACGGGAAGAAGCGUGGGAGCAACAAAGAGGAAAGAGAGAAGGAGCGGCUGAAGCACAAGUACAAGAGAGAAUUCAAGGGCGCUCUGCGAGAGAUCAGGAAGGACACGCGCUUCCUGGCCAGAGAGAGGCUCACUGAGACCAUGAGCAGGGAUGCAGAGAGGAAGAGGAAAGUAAGGGAGCUUUUUGGCAGCUUGGCGACUCAAGAGGGAGAGUGGAAGGCCUUGAAGAAGAGGAAGAGGAAGUGAAAUGCUUCAUCGUCUGCAAUAUUUUCUUCAUUUGUUCACUUCACUCUGCAAGUAUCCCACUAACUUGCAGAUGAGACAAGGCUAAGCUCUUCAAGGCUGACACCUUAUCCACAAAUGCAACUUGUGGAACUAGAAACUCUGUUGUACAUCGCAUAUUAUUUUCUAUAAUAAUAAAGGAUACAUGCAAUAUCCUUAUUGUCACACAUUUUGUAAAGAAUUCUGUGUACUGUAUUCUUGAUAUGUCAGGUCAAUGGCAUGUCUUCCACUGCUUUGACUGGACUGCCAGAUGCUGUUGUUGAAUUGUCAGUCAGCAGAAGACUGAAAUUCUGCUUUGCAGCCCAUGCGGUGCAUACACCAAAGUCCAAUUUUGCAAACAGAUGAUAGGCCAAGCCCUCCCAUUAACCUCAGUGGAGAACAAGAGCAUCCAAAUCCCACCAAUCACCUUGAACGGUCAUGAUGUCAUGUUAGCCAUUAAAACUACUUUGUUAAGGUUAGGGUUAGGGAAAGGUUAUGGUUAAGGUGUAUUUGACCGUCAACAUCCACCACAGUUUGUCGCACCUUGGCGUGCUGCUGGAUUGGUGCACUGCUUGCACACAAUAUUGGACUAUGGUGUGUGCACUACAUGGAAUUUGAAAUAAAGUUGUGUUAUUUGUACACAAGAGAACGGGCUGGAAUUUCUAUUUGAGAUAAUAAAAGUCUCAUCGGUUUUUA